Messenger RNA from Hemibagrus wyckioides, 2918 nucleotides. It is a transcript of the gene nots, whose product is annotated as nothepsin. Gene Ontology annotation, molecular function: aspartic-type endopeptidase activity. The record is from RefSeq and is a predicted model, not a curated record. Bases 967 to 2280 code for a protein of 437 amino acids. Gene Ontology annotation, biological process: proteolysis. Lineage: Eukaryota; Metazoa; Chordata; Actinopteri; Siluriformes; Bagridae. The transcript has 9 exons.
ACUAAGCUUAAAUAAAGUGGUCAGUGUCAGCCUUUAUAUCUACAUGAAUACACUGAAAGAAUAUAAUGAAUAAUCUAUGUUUAAUGUACACUGAUCAGUCAUAACAUUAUAACUGAUUUUCUCCUCAUCAUGGCACCUGUUAGUGGGUGGGAUAUAUUAGGCUGCAAAUGAACAUUUUGUCCUCAAAGUUGAUGUUAGAUGCAGGAAAAAUGGGCAAGUGUAAGGAUUUGAGCAAUUUUGACAAGGGCCAGAUUGUGAUGGCUAGACGACUGGAUCAGAGCAUCUCCAAAACUGCAGCUCUUGUGGGGUGUUCCCGGUCUGCAGUGGUCAGUAUUUAUCAAAAGUGCUCCAAGGAAGAAACAGUGUUGAACCGGUGACAGGGUCAUGGACUACCGAGGCUCAUUGAUACACAUGGGGAGUAAAGGCUGACCCGUGUGAUCCGAUCCAACAGACAAGCUACUGUUGCUCAAACUGCUGAAGAAGUUAAUGCUGGUUCUGAUAGAAAGGUGUCAGAAUACACAGUGCAUGAUGGGUCAGCAAAAAGGGGACCAACACAAUAUUAGGCUGGUGGUCAUAAUGUUAUGCCUGAUCAGUGUAUAAGUUUUAUUCUGUUAUUUACUCCCCUGUAUACAGAAGAUGACAAAUAUCCUUGUAAAAGGGUAGUAUUGAUUUUAUCAAAUGUUUAUUUAAAAUCCUGUCUUUAAAAAAAAAAAUCUAAUUACACUAUGAUUAUUUGUGUGUAAACAAAAGCACUUUAAUCGCUUAUUAAUCUUUCGGAGCUGGUUGGCACAUAUAGUUGGCACAGAAAUUCUUUUUUUUCCUGUUAAUAUCCAGUGAAUAAUUCCUUUGUAUGCCAUGUUGAAGUAAGCAGAAGACAGUGGUCAAUGUCAUGGCCACCUGAAACUAGUCCAAUGUUUAACACUGUUGAGAUUGGUUGGCAUAGUUGAGUAGUUCUCAGCUGAACAAAUGUCCAUUGGGUCAGCUGUCCUGAAUGAAAGUGUUAUAAGACUGGCUAAGAGAUACAGAAUCUGUCAAAUAAUGAAGAUGAAGGGAAUACUGCUGCUGCUGUCUUCUCUGUGCUCUGUUUCUGGUCUUGUGAGGGUGCCUCUGAUGAAGAUGCCCACUCUGAGGAGUCAUUUAAGGGCGACUAACCAGCUGGCAGACUUUCUGAAGGAUCAUCAGGUGGACGCUUUCUCUCGCCGAUAUGCCCAGUGUUACCCGUACAGCUUAGUAUCUCUCAAACCAGGCAAAGCAGCAGAGAGACUCUACAACUUUAUGGAUGCACAGUACUAUGGACAGAUCAGUCUGGGAACCCCAGAGCAGAACUUCACUGUUAUCUUUGACACUGGAUCUGCUGAUUUGUGGGUGCCUUCAUCUUACUGUGUCAGUCACGCAUGUGCUGCACAUCACAGGUUCAAGGCUGUGGAGUCGAGCACCUACAUUCACGAUGGCCGAAUCUUUGGCAUUCACUAUGGCUCUGGACACCUGCUGGGCAUCAUGGCUAAAGAUAAGCUGACGGUGGGCUCUAUGGUUCUGCCGGAUCAAGUGUUUGGGGAGUCAGUGUACGAGCCAGGCAUGUCCUUUGUCAUGACCAAGUUUGAUGGGGUUUUGGGCCUCAGUUACCCGUCGCUGGCAGAGGAGCUGGGAGCACCUGUAUUUGACAACAUCAUGAAGCAGAAGAAAGUGGAAAAGCCCAUGUUUUCCUUCUACCUCAGCAAUAAUAGCAACAGUACCAGUCUGGGAGGUGAACUCAUGCUGGGAGGUAUGGAUGAAGAGCUCUUUAUUCCUCCCAUUAACUGGCUCCCAGUCACUCUAAAAGGCUACUGGCAGAUCAAACUGGAUGAAGUGAAGGUUCAGGGAAGUGCUACCUUCUGUCACUCUCACAGCUGCCAAACGAUUGUCGACACAGGAACGACUCUCAUCACUGGACCGACAUCGUACAUCCUGAUCCUUCAGCAGCUCAUUGGAGCUACACCUACUGCCAUAGGAGAGUAUCUGGUUGAUUGCUCCAGGAUCAGCAGUUUGCCUGUGGUGUCUUUUGUACUAAAUGGAGUAGAAUACGUCCUUACUGCAGAUGCAUAUAUCCGCAGAGAUACAAUAAAUGGAAAAGACAUUUGCAUAAGCGGCUUUCAAGCAACAGAUAUCAUGUCUCCAUUUGGACCUAUAUGGAUUCUUGGGGACAUUUUCCUCUCACAGGUUUACAGUAUCUACGACAGGGGGGAGGACCGGGUUGGCUUUGCUCAACUCUCUGACAAGGUCAAAAGGCUCUCUACUCAGUAGCAGUGGACAUCAGGCUCCCUCACUUCCUGGUUCAGUGAAAUAUUUAAUCAUUAAAAUCAUGUGUUUGAAUGCAGUCAGUUAUUUCACAGUUUUGAGAAGCAAAGUGAUUGACAGCUGACAUUUUGUGACGACAGUGACUAAUUAAACUCGUGUUUAAUCUCUCAGCAUCUGUCAUUGAGUCCAGACUUCCUCACUCCUCACUUCCUCGUUAACUACACAGUUUAACUGUAUUUACUGAAUAAUUGAUGAUAUGAUAAUUUAAUAGAUGAUAAGCAGAAUAAUAAGCUGGGUUUUAUGUUUAAUCACAUGAGUUUAAGAAUUUCUGUCGAUUUGGUGAAAAGAUGAGGAUUCAGUUUCUUAAAUGUAGUUGGAUGUAAUUCAGAUUAUUUAUGUGAGACUAUGUGAUCUCUAGAUUUCUGUUCUGCUGGCUUUUUUUAAAUUAAUGACUGUGUCUGUAGAUAUGACUCAAUAAUCUAGUAAAUAUAGGUUUCCUUUCAUUUAAUUUUUUUUGUCCUGUAUGCAUAUUACUCUGGUAUACACCGAUCAGCCAUAACAUUAUGAGCACUGAGAGGUGAAGUGAAUAACACUGAGUAUCUCCUCGUCAUGGCACCUGUUAGUGUAAAAUAAAAUAAAUAAAA